Physella acuta is the source of this 734-nucleotide messenger RNA. RefSeq lists its product as uncharacterized. Lineage: Eukaryota; Metazoa; Mollusca; Gastropoda; Physidae. The record is from RefSeq and is a predicted model, not a curated record.
AUGGUGGACAACAGUAACUUUAACUUUGGUUUAACGUACGGGUUCCUGUUGUGGGACUUCUAUAUUUUGGGCUGUGUACUGUGUAUGUGGUACUCUAGUGGCAGUAAACGUCAUCUCAGGUUGUUCUACACAAAAUGGCGGCAGUUAUCUCAAGAGAAAGCGACAGAGGAGCUGGGUUUAAAGCCUAUCACGUGUCGCCGAUGGAGGAACAGGAUAAUGUUUGUUGGCUGUUUCAAUGUGCUCUUCAAUUUUGGUUCUUUCACUGCCGUUCUAUCUCUACAAGAACCCACUAUGGUGGUAACCAAAGCUAAUGGAGUAAUUCCGAAUAAUUUAAAAACGAUUCGCAUAUACCACUCCAAGCUGUGCGGUGUCUUCUAUAACUACAACAAGUUCCUCAAUUAUUACCUCCCUUUAGUCUAUCUUGUGACCAUAGCCAAUAGUUGUCUGACCCUUUACAAUGUGAUAGUGCACCCCAACUGGUCGUUAGUCACUCUCUUGAAUGUGUUAUGGCUGUUAGUGUCUCUAGCCAUUUGUGGUGUCUUGUCAUUGAGUCUAUCAUCUGUGCAUGAAAUGGCCCACUCUCCACUAGACAAACUGUAUGAUCUCAGAGAGACAGAAAACUCGUGGCCAUCUCAAGUUAUACAGAUUGCUGGAGCCUACAUCACAUAUUUUAUGUUGCUUCUCCAGUUCAGGCCUUAGCAGAUGGAUAAAUCAUGUGGUUAUUGAUGGACAUA